GUUUGGUUGGGUGACGUGGCUAUCUUCAUAACUACAAACAAAACAACACUUAUCAUUAGUUGGUUACCAGUUACCACCAUAACUGAACUUAACCGAAAAAAGCUUCAAUCCAUAUUCAUGGCGACCACCUCUCUUCUUCUCAAUCUCACCCCUAAAGUUUACAACUUUCGUCAUCCUCGUCCAAAAAGAACAAACCCCAUAUUAGCUCGAACCUCAUCUUCACCAUCUUCAUCAACUUUUUCAAGUGGGGCAGUGACAGUGAAAGAGAAAAGCUCAUUCCCAGGAAAGCCAGAGGCAGAUGUUGUAGUAAUCGGAAGUGGCAUUGCUGGACUCUGCUGCGGUGGACUCUUGGCAAGGUACGAAGAAGAUGUUAUUGUUCUUGAAAGCCAUGAUUUGCCAGGUGGGGCAGCUCACUCUUUUGAUAUCAAAGGGUUUAAGUUCGAUUCUGGUCCUUCUUUGUUUUCUGGGUUUCAGUCUAGAGGUCCUCAGGCCAAUCCUCUUGCACAAGUUCUUGAUGCUUUGGAUGAGAGAAUUCCUUGUGUUUCUUAUGAUUCUUGGAUGGUUUAUGUUCCUGAAGGUGAAUUCUUGUCACGUAUUGGCCCCACUGAGUUUUUUAAGGACCUUGAAAAACAUGCAAGUCCAAAUGCUGUUAGAGAAUGGCAAAUACUCCUGGAUGCAGUUCUUCCACUAUCUGCAGCUGCAAUGGCACUGCCUCCUCUAUCCAUAAGAGGGGAUUUCGGUGUUCUUUCAACCGCUGCAGCCAGAUACACUCCCUCACUCCUCAAAUCUUUCAUCGAAAUGGGACCAAAGGGAGCUCUUGGUGCUACAAAGCUACUAAGGCCUUUCUCGGAAAUUGUUGACUCAUUAGGACUUAAAGACCCCUUUAUAAGAAACUGGAUUGACUUGCUGGCAUUCUUGCUUGCUGGGGUCAAAUCUAAUGGCAUUCUCUCAGCAGAGAUGAUUUACAUGUUUGCAGAAUGGUACAAGCCGGGUUGUUGUCUAGAAUACCCUCUACAUGGAAGUGCGGCUAUUGUUGAAGCUCUUGUACGAGGAUUACAGAAGUUUGGCGGACGCCUUUCUCUAGGGAGUCACGUAGAACAAAUUGUUGUUGAAAAUGGCCGAGCCACUGGAGUCAAGCUAAGAAGUGGUCAAUUUAUUCGCGCUAAGAAGGCGGUUGUUAGCAAUGCCUCUAUGUGGGACACUGUAAAACUAUUGCCAAGGGAUGUUGUUCCGAAAUCAUAUGCAGACCGAGUCAACACAACACCACAGUGUGAAUCGUUCAUGCAUCUCCAUUUGGGAUUUGAUGCAGAGGGCAUAAGAGAAGACUUAGGAAUACAUCAUAUUGUUGUAAAUGAUUGGGAUAGAGGAGUUGAUGCUGAUCAAAAUGUAGUUUUGAUAUCUAUACCAAGUGUACUAAGUCCUGAUCUUGCACCACCUGGGAAACAUGUUCUACAUGCUUAUCUUCCAGGGACCGAACCUUAUGACCUAUGGAAAGGACUUGAUCGACGAAGCACCGAAUACAAGAACCUAAAAUCGCAAAGAUCAGAGGUGAUGUGGAAAGCAGUGGAACGAGCAGUUGGUUCGGGUUUUAGCAGGGAAAAGUGUGAGGUUAAGUUGGUUGGAUCUCCAUUGACACAUGAAAGAUUUCUUAGGAGAAAUAGAGGAACAUAUGGACCAGCCAUUGAAGCUGGGAAAGGAAGCUUUCCCGGGCAUUCGAGUCCUAUCCCGCAGCUUUAUUGUUGUGGGGAUUCAACUUUUCCUGGUAUAGGAGUCCCUGCAGUUGCUGCUAGUGGUGCCAUUGUUGCUAAUUCUUUAGUUUCUGUGUCUCAACACUCCCAACUACUUGAUGCCAUUGGAAUCUGAAUAUGAAGUGAACACCUUUUAUUGUUGUUAUUAUAUGUUCAUGUGUGAAAUUUACACUUGUAUAUUUUUACACUUCUAAUAACCUUUAUAGCAUUAUAUGAUUUAAUUUAGGCAUGAAUGCAUGCCUUUGCCUUUGAUAAUAAUGUGCUUUAUUCCACUAUAUGACCAAAAAUUUAUGAGU
Molecule: messenger RNA, 2044 nt
Organism: Cannabis sativa
Lineage: Eukaryota; Viridiplantae; Streptophyta; Magnoliopsida; Rosales; Cannabaceae
Product: prolycopene isomerase, chloroplastic
Exons: 8
Coding region: 118-1863 (581 amino acids)
Biological process (GO): carotenoid metabolic process
Molecular function (GO): oxidoreductase activity
Source: RefSeq, a predicted model, not a curated record